Messenger RNA from Hansenula ciferrii, 795 nucleotides. RefSeq lists its product as uncharacterized. Gene Ontology annotation, molecular function: structural constituent of cell wall. The record is from RefSeq and is a predicted model, not a curated record. The transcript has a single exon. Bases 1 to 795 code for a protein of 264 amino acids. Gene Ontology annotation, cellular component: cell wall. NCBI's taxonomy places the organism in Eukaryota, Fungi, Ascomycota, Saccharomycetes, Phaffomycetales, Wickerhamomycetaceae.
AUGUAUUCAAAAUCAGUUGUUGUUUUAGGUUUAUCAGCUUUAUCAUUAGCUCAAAGUGCUGCUGUUAUCUCACAAAUUGGUGAUGGUCAAAUCCAAGCUACAAACACUGCUCCAGCUGCUGAUGCUUCAUCAGCUCCAGCCGGUGGUGAUUCUCCAGCAUCAAGUGCUCCAGCUAACCCAGCUGCUCCAGCUUCAUCUGCUCCAGCUGAAGCUGCUUCAAGUGCUCCAACUGCUCCAGAAUCUGGUGCUUCAUCAGCUCCAGCUGCUCCAGCUCCAGGUGUUUCAUCAGCUGCUCCAGAAGCCGGUGCUUCAAGUGCUCCAGCUGCUCCAGCUCCAGGUGCUUCAAGUGCUCCAGCAAACCCAGAAGCUGGUGCUUCAUCUGCCCCAGCUGCCGGUGCUUCAUCUGCUCCAGCUGCUCCAGCUAAUCCAGAAGCUGGUGCUUCAAGUGCUCCAGGUGGUGGUGCUCCAGGUGUUUCAAGUGCUGCUCCAGAAGCUGGUGCUUCAUCUGCUCCAACUGCUCCAGAAGCUGGUGCUUCAAGUGCUCCAGCCGUUGGUGCUUCAUCUGCCCCAGCUGAAGGUGAACAAACUACAACAGCUGCUCCAGCUUCAGGUGUUUCAUCUGCUCCAGGUGUCGAAGCUUCAUCAGCUCCAGCUGCUCAACAAUCUUCAGCUGCUGGUUCAUCAAAUGGUACUACUCCAAGUGUACCAGAACAACAAGCUGAAAAUGCUGCAGGUUCAUUAAAAUCUACAGGUGUUUUAGGUGCUGCUGUUUUAGUUGGUGCUUUAUUAAUCUAA